UACAGGAUGGUGGUUCCAGGCACCUUCUCUGCCCACCCACCCCUCUUUCCAUUGUGCAACAAUUCAGAGCUGGUAUCCUGCUUGUUUGUGCGUGUCUUCUGUCCCCUUUGCUUCAGUCUUUUUUCUUUCCUGAAAGGAUUGUGUUUGGCUUCUAGACUCUGAAGCUGAGGAGGAGAUGGAAUUACUGUUGUUCAUGACUGGAAAAUGCUAUUGAAGCUUCUGUAGAGGGAUGUGGAAGGCAGUGGAGGGCUCUGAGGCCAGUUUCUAUCCUCACUCUGGCCUCUGGGAACUGAGGGUAUCUGUGGGGUCAGCUUGUUGGAAGUGGUCAGGGUUGGGCUAGGAUUCCCCAGACUUUCUAAAGAGGCAUCUGGUAUCCAGGGGCUCAGCUGAGCUGGGUGUGGCAAGAGCCUGGGCAGAAUGGGGACAGGGAAGGCUUAGCUAUCUUUUCUUUCUGUUUACAGUUUCUUGGAAGUGACACAAUCCAUCUUCUCCCUGAGCCUGGCAUGCUGUAUACUUUUGAAUCUUCAGGAGUCCUUUCAAUCUUCCAGUGAUUUACUUUGCGUUUAAUCAGCAAAAUUGGAUGUCAGGCUUUUCACAGACAUCAGAAAGUGGACAGUUCAAAGUUAUUCCUUGGUAAGGGUGUGGAAUAUAAGACCUCACAGCUGCUGAUUAAAGGCAGAGCCAUACACUUCACAGCUCAGUGAAGCAGAUGUGUCGCCGAGGUGGUUCCUCAGGUCCAUCCCAAAGAGGAACUGCUCGCGGGACGCCUCCGAGCGCACCUGGGGGCACCUUCCUCGCCAACCCGGCCGCAGGGAGAGGGGCUUCGCUCCAGGCUACGCGCUUUGUCCCCGCGCGGCCCCCGUCCACCUCCCUGUCGCUUCCCCGCCGGCCGAAAAGUUUCUCCAGGUGCGGGAUUCCGGGCUCGGCGACCACCAGCGCGAAGUGUGAGCGCCAGUCGGGAGCCAGCACGCCCGCCGGCCCAGCUCUCAUGUAUGACUGUAAGUCUAGUGCAUCAUUAACCCAAGGACCUCACCACUUGGAAGUUACAGUUUUCACCAUCAGCUUACCUUAUCCUUUUUGGGCCAGUUCUUUUCUUCAAACAGUAAAAGCCUCUUUCUUUCAAGUUGCUUUUGGUGCACAGUUAAGCAAAUGGCUGAUAGUGGCUUUGGUAAAAAAUCAACAAAAUGCUCCAAAUGUUCAUCUACUUCUCAGAAAAAUGUACUUUGUGUAUGUUCUUGUAAAACAAGGCUUUCUCCAAUGUCGGUGGUGGAAAUGUCACAGACAUCAAGCAUUGGUAGCUCAGAAUUUCCAGUUUCAGCAGAGAGAAAAAAAGAAAGACAACCCAUCAAAGAUACUGUCUCUGGAAAAGAUUUGCCCUCAAGAACCACAGAUGUAGAGAGAAAACCAUCUCAACAACAAUGGAGUCGGAGCAACUUUACAGAAGGGAAAGUUCCUCACAUAAGGAUGGACGAUGGAGCUGCUAUUCAGGAAAUCUAUACCUUUGGAAGAAUAUUGGGACAAGGGAGCUUUGGAAUGGUCAUUGAAGCUAUAGACAAGGAAACAGAAACUAAGUGGGCAAUUAAAAAAGUGAACAAAGAAAAGGCUGGAAGGUCUGCCGUGAAGUUACUUGAACAGGAAGUGAACAUCCUAAAAAGUGUGAAGCACCAACACAUCAUACAUCUGGAACAAGUAUUUGAGACACCUAAGAAAAUGUACCUUGUGAUGGAGCUUUGUGAGGAUGGAGAACUCAAAGAAAUUCUGGAUAGGAAAGGCCAUUUCUCAGAGAAUGAAACAAAGUGGAUCAUUCGGAGUCUCGCCUCUGCUAUAGCCUAUCUUCACAAUAAGGAUAUAGUGCAUAGAGAUCUAAAACUGGAAAACAUAAUGGUUAAAAGCAGCUUUAUUGAUGCUAAUGAUGAAAUGAACUUAAACAUAAAGGUGACUGAUUUCGGCUUGGCGGUGAAGAAGCAGGGCAGGAGUGAAGCCAUGCUGCAGACCACCUGUGGGACCCCCAUCUAUAUGGCCCCUGAAGUUAUCAAUGCCCACGACUAUAGCCAGCAGUGUGACAUUUGGAGCAUAGGUGUCAUAAUGUACAUUUUAUUAUGUGGAGAACCACCCUUUAUGGCAAGCUCAGAAGAGAAGCUUUUUGAAUUAAUAAGAAAGGGAGAAUUAAAUUUUAAAAAGUCAGUCUGGGAUUCCAUAAGUGAUUCUGCUAAAAGUGUUUUGAAACAACUUAUGAAAGUAGAUCCUGCUCACAGAAUCACAGCUAAGGAACUACUGGAUAACCAGUGGUUAACAGGCAAUACACUUUCUUCGACGAGACCAACCAAUGUGUUAGAAAUGAUGAAAGAAUGGAAAAAUAACCCGGAAAGUGAUGAGGAAGGUGCAGCAGACCAAAAGAACAACUGGUCCAUACAAGAAAAGCUGAAAGAUUUCCAGCCCAGUAGAAAUGUCCAUGAUGUCAGGAACUCUUCAGAUGAAGAAGAGGAAAAACAGCCCACUGUUUAUGAAAAGACAUCUUCUGUGCCCAGUAAGAAGGAAAAUAUGGACGACUUGGACACCAGUUAUUCAAGUUACACAUCUAGUAGGCUCCUUCCUGUUGAACUCAAGGGAGAUAUGGAGAAACCCGCUGUGACUUCAAGCCAAGGAACAGCAACCAAAGGCACUUCUAAAGCCAUUGCCCUGCCUAGAACCAAAAAGAACCUCUAACAAUGCUGAAUGCUACAAAAACAGAGCUGCUCUUUCUAGUGCUAAAAACGAGGGGAUAGGAGGAGAAAGGACAAUACUAUGUCGAGCUUUUAGCCUUUUAGCUGCGCUGAGCCCUGCCACAUGUUUUCACCAGUUUAAAAUUGAAGCUAGUUCUCUCCAAAGCAGCAUGGUGUUAAAGGGCUGAAACCACCAGGCUGGAUGGCGCAUGCAGCCGAAAUCAGCUCCAAGUGUUCUCGAGAGUUGUUUAGAGGAGCAGAUGCCCUCAAAGCAAGGCUGUGGGCACACUGGCCCAGUUUUACGUCAAAUUCUUACAUUUAGGCACAAUUACUUAAGGGGAAAAUGAGAGCCAAAUAUGGUCAUGGAGGGUCCAAAUGAUUAUGUGCACUUUGCACUGGAAGAUUUGUUAGGAAAUUACUAAUAAACCUGCCACAGGCAUAACAGAAGUGCUUCAGCCAUUCAUGUGUGUUCUUGUGAUUUUAGGUUGCUGUAGAUUGUUUAAGACAACUUAUUUUAAAUGUAGAAAAAAAGAUUUUGUAACUGCUUGCCCUUAACUUGCUGCUAAAUUCCCAAUGUGUUGAUUGAAUCAAUAAAACCCAGAUGU
Messenger RNA from Vicugna pacos (alpaca), 3307 nucleotides. It is a transcript of the gene STK33, whose product is annotated as serine/threonine kinase 33. Gene Ontology annotation, molecular function: ATP binding; protein kinase activity. NCBI's taxonomy places the organism in Eukaryota, Metazoa, Chordata, Mammalia, Artiodactyla, Camelidae. The record is from RefSeq and is a predicted model, not a curated record. Gene Ontology annotation, biological process: protein phosphorylation.